Molecule: messenger RNA, 2223 nt
Organism: Cinclus cinclus
Lineage: Eukaryota; Metazoa; Chordata; Aves; Passeriformes; Cinclidae
Gene: TRIAP1
Product: TP53 regulated inhibitor of apoptosis 1
Exons: 2
Coding region: 34-264 (76 amino acids)
Source: RefSeq, a predicted model, not a curated record
CUCGGCCCGGCCCGUCCCGGCGCGGCCGCCGCGAUGAACAGCGUGGGCGAGGCGUGCACGGAGCUGAAGCGCGAGUACGACCAGUGCUUCAACCGCUGGUUCGCUGAGAAGUUCCUCAAGGGCGACAGCGCCGGCGACCCCUGCGGGCAGCUCUUCAAGCGCUACCAGCUCUGCGUGCAGAAGGCAAUCAAGGAAAAGGACAUACCCAUUGAGGGCCUGGAGUUCAUGGGCCCGAGUAAAGGAAAAACUGAAAACUCCUCUUGAUGUUGGCUGUAUGGGUGGAGUCACUAAUAGGAGCCUUUGAACUAAGCACCACCACCAGGUGUACCACAGAUGCCACCUUUGUUAACUGAUUUCUAGGAAGUGACAAAUGUUCUCUGCUUGUGAAAACAAACAGCUGAAAGAAAAAAAAAAAAAAAAAGAAGACUAGAUCAUGUAGUGACUGCUGCCUGUUUUCCAGUGAAAGUGGUUCAGCAUCUAAUGGCUUAAAAAUCCAUCUGAACUGACUUCCUACUGAAUGUGCUCGGUAAUGGGGAAUGUUGGUUGGAGUGGGCUGAGAUGGUUUCUUUGUGACUGAUUUCUUUAUUUCUUUUGCUUAUUUAUAUAACACUUGAAAGUGUUCAAAAAUAAUCUGAAGGGGUUAAUGUACUUUCUGUCAUCUCUUCUACUGAAUUUUGGUGAAGUUAACUUUCAUGUCAUCCUGAAUGCUGAAGGGCUUAAGCACCGUUUUGUGUCAGCUACAGAGAUGGUUCAAAAGCACUAGUGGACCUGAAACAGCUUGGCUGAAAUAAAUAUAACCAGGUUAUAUUUUGUUUAAGUAGGUAACUGUGCAGUAGAGUCUGACUGUGACUCCUAGGAGAGAUGGAGGUGGCCUGCUCAGCAGCUGAAGAGAAGACUUUUAAUGCAGAAGUUACUUCAGCUUUUCCUGAGGUACCAACACAUCCAUGAACUUGAUUUCUCUCUCCUUUAGCAUUACACAUUUCUGUGGUUUGAUCCUCACACAAGGAUGGGGCAAAGCUUGUCCCUCUCCUUACACCAACACGGGUAAAAGAGUAAAAGAUAUUAUGGCCUGGGGACAAAAGAUAACUUCAUAAUCCUAGAAUUACAGUGAGCAAAAAAGAAAGCUUCACUCUGGUUUUAAUUACUACUAAUUAUUUAAUGGUUUUACGUAAAAAUAAUAAAAAGGUGCAGUUCUCAAACAUUACAGCUGGGCUGUCCACACCACAGCCCCUCACAGACCCCAGACACUGAGUCCUGUGGGCCUUGUGCAGAGGAUCAGGGAUUGCUGCAGCCUGAGGCUGUUUUUCCUGUGCCAUUUACUUACCCAGGUGAGCCACACUCUUGUUCUCAGGUGCAGAGAACUCCUACAGUGUCACCACAGGGGUUAAAUAUAUCACUGAAAAAAACAGGCUGUUGGCAAAGUGCUGUGUCACUCAGGUAUAAAUAAAAACAGGUCUAAGGGAAGGAUCUAUAAAUACCAUUUUGGCGACAGACAACUAUUCCUUUUUUAAGGAAUAACACAAAAAUAGUUUACUUUUCUAUGAUCUUCAUGUAGGGCUAAAUGUAACGUGACUGUCAGCCUUAAACAACUGUGCCCAUCAGUGCCUUGUACUUUCAACACAGGAAAACUUGUGUCAGCAAUCUUUUACUGGUAAGCAGACAAAAAAAAAACUCACAUGAAAACAUGGGGAAGGGCAUCCUGCAGUACCCACUUUGAGAUUCUCUCUUGCCAUCUAUCACUCCUUUCAACAGCACGAUGCCAAAGCAGCUGCUGCAUUUGACCUUUUGGGAAGAACCACAUUAGUGAUAGCUGAGAUAGAGCUCAGUCUCACAUCGUGCAAAAAAUAGAGAAUUUAUAGUAAGAACUAGAAAAUGGUUGGUUUGUAGUGAGCAAAAACUUGAAAAUGAAGGUUGGAUUGGCACAGGCUAAGUCUGUUGGCUCACUAAUCCCUUCUACUUCAAGCAGUUUCUACAUAACACAGUACACGUUAUACAAACAUAAGCAGUAGAGCCAGAACUGUGUUUUCUUCUGCAAAACCUGUGUGAGAGACUUUGUACAGACUGCAGCCUUAUGGAAAGCAGAGUGGUGAGCACGAUAUGUGCUGAUGUACCUGAAAAUUUGAGAGCUGAAGGUGAACAGUGCGAAGGCAGAGCUUAACAUCUUUGCUGCCAUUCCUUCUGCCAGAAGGGACCAAGACAAAAUCACCUUCAUGACUUAAUAAA